AUGACGCAACCUCGGAGCGGCUCGUGGCGUUGCCUCGCUGCAGACCUCCAGGCCGAUGUCGCGACCGCCAAAGCCGAGCUGCAGCAGCUACUACAGCUACAGCACGCUGCGAGACCACCCGAAGAGUCAGUGCCGGAGCCAAAGCUGCCUCGCACAAACGCUGCGCAGAUCAUUGAAGCGCCAAGAGAUUCGCUCUGUUUAGGAAGGUGUCCGUGUCUGCCACGUCAUGAGGUGACCAUGGAGCGCCUUCAAAUGAUCGAAGACACAAAUGCGAUCAUGGCCGCUCGCUGCGCCCAGCUGGACACUACGCUGGCUGCGUGCGCGUCCGAACUCCGUGUCUCCUCUGAGAAAAUGCAGCGCAUCGAGUCCAAGUACGCAACCGAGCGGCGGCGCAACGCGCUGCACGUCCUCGCCAUCCAAGUGCUCGAGGACGAGUUGCGGACCCUCCAGACGUCGUCCAGCCUUAAAGCGAGUCGGCUUGCAUAG
Messenger RNA from Saprolegnia diclina VS20, 486 nucleotides. RefSeq lists its product as hypothetical. The transcript has 5 exons. The record is from RefSeq and is a predicted model, not a curated record. Bases 1 to 486 code for a protein of 161 amino acids. Lineage: Eukaryota; Oomycota; Saprolegniomycetes; Saprolegniales; Saprolegniaceae.